This is a messenger RNA of Podospora pseudocomata, 1805 nucleotides long. RefSeq lists its product as uncharacterized. The transcript has 2 exons. The coding region runs from base 214 to 1230 and encodes 338 amino acids. The record is from RefSeq and is a predicted model, not a curated record. NCBI's taxonomy places the organism in Eukaryota, Fungi, Ascomycota, Sordariomycetes, Sordariales, Podosporaceae.
CGGCAAUUUUUUUUCAAAACAUUCGUUCGCUAUACGCACCGCGCAGAAUCAUUUCAUCGACGACCAUCAUCUCGAAUUUGCCGGCUCUCCGACUCCGCUUAAUCAUUGAUAAACACGCAGUAUACGACUCCGGUUGCUUGCGAACGGCACUGGUCGAGAGGUACAGACAUAGAGGGGACGCUUCCCAGAGCCUCAUAGUCAACCAAUUGCGCCAUGUUGUCCAACGAGAGCUGGCCUGCGCUCCAGCGCAAAAGGGGGAGAGAAGAGGACCUUGCCGAGAUAUCCCCUGGUGGUACGCUUGGCUUCACUGAACACAGGAGUAAACGCCUCCAAGCCCUUCCACUUAGGACGUCUCCCCCAUCUAAGCGAUGGGCCGAACCACCAAGAUUCCAUGCGCCGCCAACAACAUUCAUCAUCCCGAGCCAACCACGAACCAUCACGCCAAACAGCUCGGAUUCUGAGGAGCCAGGUCAUUUUGCCUUCGCCGAGGAGCCAGAGAUCGUCACAGUUCCGACCCUACAAUCCCCGAUCAAUGUUAGUAUCACCAUGGCAGACAUGGACAUGGACAUGGACAUGAUGGACACCGCCCCCGAGCCAAACCCGAACCACCUUAACGCUUUCCAACCGGAGCCACUUCCCAGUGUCACCGGUCGCAUCCCGACACCAAUACACUGCAGCUUUGCAGCUCAGGUUCGAGGCCAAAACUGGAACGAGGCCCACGGUGCGCUGGCAACAACACCGGAAGAACCCACUUCCAUGGCCUUUGACAGCAACGGCAUGGUUGACGCUGCCGUGGCCCACAACUCCAAUCCGACCACCAACGCUCUGGCAAUGGCGGAUUGGAAUCACAUCCAGAACCGCCGGCUGCCAUCCCCGAUCAGCGAAACCGGCGGUGAAGACAGCCCAGCCAUGGUGCUUGAUUCGUGCUGCUCCCCUCACCCUAUCACCACGUCCCCGAGCGGACAUCUCAGCCACUUGACGCACGAGCACCCAUUGCUGGCAUCGAUGAGGGAGCAAUCUCCGCGACCGGGUUCACCAAAUGGAGGAAUGGAGGUGGAAUCGGGCUCGCCAUCACCGAAACGGGGGCACGCGAGGUCGAGACAUACGGUCAACUCGUGGACCGCGGUGCCGCCGGGAGUGAAGAGGUCGUUCAGUAUAGGGUACCGGGCGGAUUGUGAUAAGUGCAGGAUGAAGGUGCCGGGGCAUUUUAAUCAUAUCAUCAUUUCUUAGAGGGAUGAAGCUGAUGGGAGGUGGAAGAGUAGGGUUGAGGGGGUAAGGGAGAGGAUUGGGUGUCAUGGGGAACAAGAGAAGGGAUGGCUUGGUGGUAGGAGGAUUUGUGCUGCUUGUUGUUAAAGGGGAGGUUGCCUGACAGAUGAUUUGCGGUUGAUACCAAGGAAGCGUAAUUAGGUUUUGGUUCUCACUCGUUUGCUUUUUUUUCUGUUUUUGGUCACUGUAUAGGGCUUGGGAUGGAUACGCUCUUUUGUUGCCUUUGGGCCGGCUCUUGUGUUUUGUUUGGGACGGCUGAGGGAGUGGGAAGGGACAGCAUUGGUAUUUCAUGCAACGAGCACACACAUCAUUGCCAGCGAGCAAAGUGACUUCUUUUGUUUGGGAAUGGGACAGCGAGCGAGCAGGGGAAUUGGGAAUUGAGGUGUCAAAUUGGGAGGGGAGUGGAAUCGGACACAACACACACACACACAACACACAGCUGGAAUUUCUUAUAUCCAGUAAUUUGCAUUGGUUGAGGCAUUAGUAUCUUUCCUGAUGAGAAAAAGAAUACAAAGCGGAACGUUGAUAUCAUACCCUUC